Triplophysa dalaica is the source of this 2622-nucleotide messenger RNA. It is a transcript of the gene mapk11, whose product is annotated as mitogen-activated protein kinase 11. Gene Ontology annotation, cellular component: nucleus; cytoplasm. The record is from RefSeq and is a predicted model, not a curated record. Gene Ontology annotation, biological process: protein phosphorylation; intracellular signal transduction. NCBI's taxonomy places the organism in Eukaryota, Metazoa, Chordata, Actinopteri, Cypriniformes, Nemacheilidae. Gene Ontology annotation, molecular function: ATP binding; MAP kinase activity. The coding region runs from base 125 to 1210 and encodes 361 amino acids. The transcript is spliced from 12 exons.
CCUUCUCUGGCAAAUAGAAGAAGAGGCACCAAAGCCGACUGACUCUACACACUGGACUAUCCCUUCGGCGUAUGCGUUAAAAAUUGUCGUUUCUUCUAUUAAAGAACGUCUUUUAAGGGAAAAUAUGUCUACAAGACCGGGAUUCUACCGGCAAGAGCUGAACAAGACAGUCUGGGAGGUGCCCGAACGAUACCAGAAUCUCACACCGGUUGGAUCGGGAGCUUACGGCUCAGUAUGCUCGGCGUAUGACGUGCGCCUCCGCCAGAAAGUGGCUGUUAAGAAGCUCUCUCGACCGUUCCAGUCCCUCAUCCACAGCAGAAGAACGUACAGAGAACUGAGACUUCUCAAACACAUGAAGCACGAGAACGUGAUUGGACUCCUGGACGUUUUCACCCCAGCAGCUUCUCUAGAAGACUUUCAUGAGGUCUACCUUGUCACCAAUCUGAUGGGAGCGGAUCUCAACAACAUAGUCAAGUUUCAAAGACUUUCAGACGAACAUGUACAAUUCCUCAUCUAUCAGCUUCUCCGGGGCCUUAAGUACAUUCAUUCAGCUGGACUUAUCCACAGAGACUUAAAGCCGAGCAAUGUAGCAGUGAAUGAAGAUUGUGAACUCAGGAUCCUGGAUUUUGGUUUAGCAAGGCAGACGGAUGAUGAGAUGACCGGCUAUGUGGCCACUCGCUGGUACAGAGCACCUGAAAUAAUGCUUAACUGGAUGCACUACAACCAGACAGUGGACAUCUGGUCGGUCGGAUGCAUCAUGGGUGAACUUCUGAAGGGCAAAGUUUUGUUUCCGGGCAACGACUAUAUAGAUCAGCUGAAGAGAAUUAUGGAGGUGGUAGGCACUCCCACCGCCGAAGUCCUGAAGAAAAUAUCCUCUGAACAUGCUCAGAAGUACAUCCAGUCCCUUCCAUACAUGCCCCAGCAGGACCUGGAAAAGAUAUUCAGGGGGGCAAAUCCAUUAGCGGUUGACUUAUUGAAGAAAAUGUUAGUAUUGGAUUGUGAUGGGAGAAUCUCUGCCAGUGAAGCUCUGUGCCAUUCGUACUUUUCUCAAUACCAUGAUCCCGACGAUGAACCGGAAGCCCCUCCGUAUGAUCAGACCCCUGAGAGCAAAGACCGAACGCUGGAGGAAUGGAAGGAGCUGGUGCAUGAGGAAGUAAACAAUUUCAAAGCCCUGUCCAAUAAACCGGAAACACUUCAGGUUGAACAGUAAUAUGCAAGUGUGAAUACAAUCCAGGAAGACCGUCACCGGCCCUUUACUAUCUGUCAAUCACUCUGACACAGGACUUGGAUUGGUAGAACAGACUGCUUCCAUAAGACAAUUUAAAAGUAUUUCCAAGGCAUGAUGCCCUUCCUGUAGGCUAUAUGUGUGUGGGUUUGUACACACAUUUAACUAUGAGCAAAUGACGAGUGGUAUUGUUCUAACAAUGACACAAUGUAUUCAUAUUAUUGAGGUGCAUGCUGUGUGCGUGUGUGUAUGCGUGUAAAUCGUGUGUUUUGCAUCUUUUUUAUAUCGGAUGAGAGGUUGGUGUCAGGUAAAGCAGGGUAUUGUGUCCUUCAUAUAAGACCAAAACAAACAAGGCAUGCAGAAGAGAAGACGGCCAUGAGAGAGAAAAUAUGUUUACAUUGUUGAAAGGAGUGAUUAAUGUCUCUGCAUAAAAUGUAGAGAAUUACACAUUCUGCAUUGACCCAUUUUACAUCGGUAAGGCUAAGGUUGAAUUUUGCAUACCUCAAAUAUGGUUUUGAUUGUAUUACUUUAAGAUUGUAUUACAUUAAGAUGAUCUUCCGCUGAUUAUAGGAACGGAUGUUUUAAAAAUGUUCCUGAGCACACAGCAAAAUCCAGUACUAACCCCCCCAUCACCCUAAAACCAUCUUAUAAUGGAAUAUUAAAACUUUGACUGCUUGUGUAAAGUGUUUAUGCUGCAUUACAUCAGGGAGAAAUACUUUGAAAUCCUAUACAGCAUAAACCAUGUACUGCGUUAAAAAUGUGCUUAGUUGUUGUAAAACUAAUGACACAAUGCAAAAAAGUCCUACUAUAGAAUGUCCUCUUCUGUCCUGUAAUGUAAUGUGUUUUAUACAAUACUUGAAAAGGAUUUGAGGAAUAACAGUAGAUGUUUACAGAAUUAACUUGUUUCAGUGAGGAAACUGCGAUUCAGGAGGUGAAGUUAGGUUUCUUUCACAAUAUGUGUUAAUGGUACGUGUUGAAACAUCCUAAAGGACUAAUGCAACUUUGAAGUCAAAUUGGUGUGGUUUCUACCCUUUACAGUAUAUGUAAAUGACAGAAACUGACUUGCCUGCCUUCAUUAAUACAUUCCUAUAGCAUACAAUCCAGAAAAAAAUUACACCAUUGAAAAAAAGACUUCUAUAAUGUUGUAUUUAACCAAGCAAACAAACAUAUUUUUAAAUGUCAUACAAAUGUGGUGAAGUUCUGCCUAUAUGGCCUUAGCACUUUGCAAUCCGUGUUACUGUGUAUCUCUAUCCUGCAUGACUUUUUACAAAAAAACAACUUCAACAGGACUGGGCGGAUCUUUCUCCCUUUGUUUGUGACUUGUCUGUCUCAACAGCAUGAAGCCACAUCCCCUCAUCCUCUACUUUCUUAAUAAAAUGUAAACACCUUUCCUCCAA